AUGGGCCAUCUCUAUGCAUUAGACUUUGAUGGAGUUCUUUGUGAUACAUGUGGAGAGACAGCUAUCUCUGCUCUCAAGGCUGCCAAGUUGAGAUGGCCGACCCUGUUUGAAAGUGUGGAUUCUGCCACAGAAGAUUGGAUUGUUGAACAGAUGAUUAGAGUGAGACCAGUGGUGGAAACUGGAUAUGAAACUCUUUUACUCGUGAGGUUGUUGCUCGAGACAAGAGUUCCUUCCAUCAGAAAAUCUUUGGUGGCAGAGGGUCUCACAGUUGAGGGCAUAUUAGAGAGCUGGUUCGAAUUGAAGCCUAUUGUCAUGGAAGAGUGGAAAGAAAAUAGAGAUGAUCUGAUCCAUUUAUUUGGAAAGGUUAGAGAUGAUUGGUUGGAGAAGGAUUUCACUGGUUGGAUUCAAGCCAACAGAUUCUAUCCUGGUGUUACUGAUGCAUUAAGGUUUGCAAGCUCAAGAGUGUACAUUGUCACCACAAAACAGAGCCGGUUUGCCGAUGCGUUACUUAGAGAACUUGCUGGAAUAACUAUACCACCAGAAAGAAUAUAUGGUCUAGGAACCGGACCUAAGGUAGAAGUGCUGAAGAAACUUCAAAAAAUGCCAGAACACCAAGGACUGACACUACACUUUGUGGAAGAUAGGUUUGCAACCCUUAAAAAUGUCAUCAAAGAGCCAGAGUUAGAUAAUUGGAAUUUGUAUCUAGUGGAUUGGGGGUUCAACACUCAGAAAGAGAGGGACGAGGCAGCAGCCGACCCAAGGGUUCAGCUUCUUGAGCUCUCUGAUUUCAGCACCAAGCUGAAAUAA
Vicia faba (fava bean) is the source of this 807-nucleotide messenger RNA. NCBI's taxonomy places the organism in Eukaryota, Viridiplantae, Streptophyta, Magnoliopsida, Fabales, Fabaceae. The record is from the annotation of a GenBank genome assembly.